UUAGUAACAACCCGAUCGCCGUUUUUCCUUCACCGCCAAACGGUCCCACUGGACGCAUCACUUUUUCGGUAGCAAAAACUUGUAGAAAAUUGUCAAUUCAAUUCGCUGGUAGUUGUAUAUCCAUGUGAAGCAGAGAUAAGCCAACUCUACCCGUCGCCCACGCCACGUCGCACAGUCGCGCCCCGCCAGAAAUAUCAAAAGCAGGCCCCAGAGACCGUAAUAUUAUCCCAAAAUGAGCUCCUCGAAUGCGGGACAGCGCACGAAGCUAAUUCAGGAAAAGUGCCAGACCCUUCUGACGCAGAUGCUCCGCGACGAGGAUAACAAAUACUGCGUGGACUGCGAUGCCAAGGGUCCACGCUGGGCUUCCUGGAACCUGGGCAUGUUCCUCUGCAUUCGCUGCGCCGGCAUCCAUCGCAACCUGGGCGUGCACAUAUCGCGCGUGAAGUCCGUCAACCUGGACACUUGGACUCCGGAGCAGGUAAUCUCGCUGCAGCAGAUGGGGAACUCGCGAGCUCGCGCCGUCUACGAGGCGCAGCUGCCGGACGGAUUCCGUCGCCCGCAGACGGACACAGCGCUGGAGAACUUCAUCCGGGCCAAGUACGAGCACAAGAAGUACCUGGCCCGCGAAUGGGUGCCUCCCUCGCCGCCCAAAGUGGACUGGGGUAAGGAGAUCGACGAGGAGCUGGAACGGCAGAAGCGCAAGAAGAAGACCACGCAGGCCCAGGCCACUUUGGGCCUCGGUGGAGUGACCAGUGGCAGCGGCGACAAGCGUCUGUCCGGGUCAUCAGUGACGGCGCUUAAGAACACCCCCCUGCCCGCACCGCUGCCAAAACCGAAACCCAAUCAGGUCGGCGGCUGUAGCCCAAAGACUACGCAGCGCAUCCAGCUGAACAGCAGCGGCGCCAGCAGUGCCGGCGAAAGUGACCUCUUGGGCCUGUCCUCGCCCACCAAGCCCAUUGUCGCGACCAGUGCCAGCCAAGACCUGCAAAACGAAAGUUUCACCAGCUUUCUCAGCGCCGAAUCGAUUGCCGGACAACCGGAAAAGCCGAACGGCAGCAACGGUGACGCCGCCAAUUUGAUGGGCUCGAAGCCGAACUCGCUGGCACAAGAGGAGCAGGACUUCUUUAACCAGGGGACACUGGGCGCCAGCGGCAGCGAGAAGGAUCAGUCCGGCAAGAUGUCCAAGGACAGCAUUUUGGCGCUGUACGGCAGUGCGCCUACUACCCACAACCCCCAAAUGAACUUUGGCGGCUUUACGGGCAUGGCACCAGGCGGUUAUAUGCAUCAGCAGCAGCAACAGCAGAUCCCCCACCAGUUCAUGACACCUCCGAACUCAGUGAGCAUGUACAAUUCGCCAGUUAUGGCUGCGCCGAAUGCGUUCAGCAACGCUGCUAUCAGCAGUGCCACUGCAAUGAGCAUGGGUGGCUCCCAUGGCUUCACCGGAGCCCAGUUUCCUAGCACGGGGGGCAGUCCUUAUGCUGCCGGUGGUCAGGGAGCUGCAACGAAUCUUAUGCAAACGAACCAGAGCAUCCUCAGUGGGAUGCCGCUCUUUGGGGCUGUUCCACAACAACAACAACAGCAGCUUCAGCAGCAACAUCACCCACAGCUUGGCGGCCUCUCCAUGAACUUAAUGCAGCCCCUGUCCAGUGGUUUGAACAUAGGCCAACCACAAGGAUCGGGCGGAUUCGCCGCCAACGGGCCUACCACCUCCUCAGUACCAUCAAAUCUUAACCAGCAGUUUGGAAAUCUUAAUAUCGGUAAUGUGUGGCAAUAAAUACAUGUGUAUUUAUGUAGUUGUAUUCCUUUAAUUAAUUGUAAGACACGAGUGUUCGUCUCGGUGUUGCAAAAUGUGUGUGAGACGAUGAUGCUUGUUUAUAUACAUUCGAUUUAUACAACAACUUGCCAACUUAGUUAGUUGUCCUGGGACAAUUCGGAGGAAACCUAUUCGUAUUUAUAGCAGAAUUCAAUGUCAAGCAAGCCACUGUUUUAAACGAUGUUCAUGUCCACCAGAAAUCGCGUCUGCUCGUUCAAAUCUAUUCCAAUUAAACCAUUAAACGUACAUACACUUGUAACACCCAACUACAUUAAAUUGAACCACAGAACGUAAUGCACUUCCCAAUCAAAUGUACAUGUUAUUUUGAAACAUUAGCUAGGUAUAUGAUACGCAUGCAUUAAAAAAUCGUCCAUGCCAGGGUACGAAUGUAAGGUGUAGAGAUCUGGCGAAGUACUUUUUAGAUGCUUGAUAUCCUUAAGAACAUAUUCACGCCUGUUUGUCAAUGUGAAUCUAAAAUAUCAUGGCUGGGUUGUCAAUGGAUUUAUUGUAUUGUAUCGAUUCUUAAGUUGCUAUGUCUAAGGAAGAAAUCAAACCACUUCGAACUGUGUAAUAAUAAAAUAUUCAGACAAUUGUA
Messenger RNA from Drosophila erecta, 2408 nucleotides. Its product is annotated as stromal membrane-associated protein 2. The transcript has 2 exons. The record is from RefSeq and is a predicted model, not a curated record. NCBI's taxonomy places the organism in Eukaryota, Metazoa, Arthropoda, Insecta, Diptera, Drosophilidae. Gene Ontology annotation, molecular function: GTPase activator activity; metal ion binding. Bases 233 to 1774 code for a protein of 513 amino acids.